GAAAUGCGGCUUGACUCGAACUUGACUUGCGGCCGCCUCAAGUCGGCGCCAACGCGCAUCAUAAACCUCCCUUGACUUGAAGCGCCUCCUCGCGGCGGACUUCACUUGAUCAAGUACGCGAAAACUUCAAGACAGGGCCAGCGCUACCUUGAAGUGGGCUUGACAGGUUGAGGAGCCAUGGCGGCUUAUAGGAGCGACGUUGCCAGAAGAAUCAGCGCUUACGAAUUUGCGUGUAGAGCAUGUGAUGUCGUCUUCGGUGAUGCAUUUUACAUGCAAACUGUGCCACGGCCAUGGAUGCGCGACAGAUUGAACCCGAUGGAGCUGUACGACGACGAGGAGUUUCUCACGCGCUAUCGCUUCACGAAGCAAACAGUUCGUGAGCUGCUCGCCUUUGUGCCACUUGAAGCGAGCGGCGACAACCGAGGAUUGCCGCUGACACCCAUGCAGCAGCUGCUUGUGGCACUGAGAUUUUACGGCGCCGGAACCUUUCAAAUUGUGAGCGGAGACUUGGUCAAUGUGUCCCAGCCCACGGUGUGCCGCACGGUGAAACGAGUGACGCGCCUUCUUGCAAGGCACCUGUUCCGAGCAGUCGUCCGCUUCCCAGAUGCCUCACAGCUGUCAGGUGUGAUGCGAGAUUUUUACGAGAUCGCCCACUUCCCCGGGGUGACGGGCUGCAUCGACGGCACACAUGUACGCAUAAAGAGUCCCGGAAGCGAUGACGCAGAAGUUUACCGCAACCGCAAAGGAGUGUUUUCUAUUAACGUUCAGGCGGUUGCCGGACCAAUGCUGCAAUUCUUCAACGUUGUAGCGAGCUGGCCGGGGUCUGCCCAUGACAGUCGCAUAUUUGACAAUUCUAGAGUACGAGUUAUGUACGAACAGCACCGUGUGCCUGGUCUGCUGCUUGGAGACAUGGGCUAUGCCUGCUCUCCUUUCUUGAUGACCCCCCUUGCUGAGCCAGGUCCAGUCAACUCACCAGAAGGCAGGUACAACAAGGCGCACAUCAAGACCCGCAACUCCAUAGAAAGGGCCUUUGGAGUGUGGAAAAGGCGCUUUCCAUGUUUGGACAUGAAGCUGCAGCACAAGCCUCGUAAUGCAGCUCGCAUAAUAACUGCUUGCGCUGCCCUGCACAACGUGGCCCUCCUACGAAGAGAACCCGAGCCACUCGGUCUCCAUGUUCCCACCAGCCGAUGCAGACGUACAGGAAGAAAUACUUGCCAAGAGCACCUGCCCACUGUUAAUGGUGUGGGGGACAAUCUACCUGGCAUGCGUGCACGGCAACUUCUUAUCCAGAGAAGUUUCUCUUAAGAUUGUUGUUUGAAAUCCACCUCGUGUUUCUGAAUAAUAGGGGUGUGUGAACAGUGAAUUUUGAGACUGAAUCGAAUGGAAAUCUAGCAGAAUCAAAUUGAAUGGCUUUGGAAUAAUGAAGAGGCAUUAGCAGCAUUAAUAUAAAACAAUGCUCACAUCCUAGUAUAGUCGGAAAGGUUCUGUCAUUACAUAGCACAUUAUGAAGUGUUUAUUAAAAGCACAAAGAGCAUCAGGAGCAGACCAGUAGUUUCUUUGUAUGCGCAGAACUCUUUAGAGUGUGCAAAUGGUCACUGUAUAGCCUGUAAUGUAUGGCUACCGAAGCAACGUAGCCUGUUCCACUACGCGAGUUCUCAUGUUUUAUGUCCAUACUAUGCCCGAGGGGUAAAAACUUACCGUGCUUUUGCUCCAAUUUUGUUUAAUUAGGUGCAGUUGAUGUUUUGAAAUAUUCAAAAAGUUUCGAAUAUUCACACACCCCUAGUGAAUAGUUGGGUAAUGGGUUUAUGGUUCUGUGUGUCGUGUGGCGUCUGUAUGGCACUACAGACAGACGAAAUGUAAAAAGACCAUGUGUGCUAAAAACUCCGUUACUGAUUAGACACGCAGCCUCAGGGUGUCAUGCAGCUUUUAUUCAUUGCAUUCAAUUUUGCAAGCUCAACUUGCUUUUGAAGAUUCAAUAUUUCUAUUUUGAGCUUAUGCUCUUCAUUUCUUUUUUUCAAGUUGUCUGCAUGCUCCUCUUGCAUCAGACGCAUUCGCAACUUUUGCUCCUCCCUGAGUAAAGCAAUCCUGACUUCAUUUUCGGAAGCCAAAGUUUUCUCUAGGAGUGCCAUCCUGCUUCUGGGUGGCCUCUCGCUUGUAAAUUCUCUGGCUCGUUCUGGCUCGUUCUCCUUGUUUGACUCGAGAAGCUCUGGCGCAGCUGUAGUGUGAUCCACAAUGGGUGAACUUGUAGCGUUCAAGUCAUCCAUUGAUUGGUCGUGUUGUACUAGAUGGCCAGGGCUCCUGUGCUCCUCUGAAAGGAUCAUUAGUUCAAAAUCAUACUCAUCAUGUGGCACACACUUUGCAUCGCUGAAUGUAAAUGCCACAACAAAUUGCUUUCGACAUAUUCAGCUGAGGGUUUUCAAAAAGCCUAAAUGCCUUCUAAAGACAUAUGUAACUUCUCCGCACUGUACAACAAACAGGCUGAAGGUACCAAUUGCACAGACAUGUAUACAGCAUCAAAGCCUCAGAAAACACGAUAAACUGGGAAGUGGUUCCUCCCACUUUCCUCACAGCAGAUUGCCUUCAAGUUUCAUGCUACAAAAACUUUGCAAUGUGUUUCAUGAAAUAGUACUAUACCAUAAUAGUCAUAUGUUGCUUCCACUUCUCCUGUUAUCAUCGGCUGCAGGAGCCGAACAACAGGCUCACUGUCGACGGGGGGGAGGUAGGUUGCGCCAUCAGAGUCUUCUUCAUUCGGUAUUCUGGUGGCCAUGUGGCCUGCCACAGCCCCAACCAAAGCCGACAGUGGUGUCAUGCCUGCUGCAGCAGGUCCUCCUCCUAAAGAAAUGCGCAACAGUUGUAACAUUCUAUGAAGUACAUUUAUGAAGUGCUUUGAGUGGGCCCGUGCACAAUGCACAUUGAAUAAAAAUUUUCAACAUAUUUGAUUUUAAGCAGGUUGCUGAAACUGCUGUGACCCACUCUUUUACUCGCAUCCUCUCCAGUAUUGCAUGCAAGGUAUAUUACAGUACUACAUUGUGCCACAUUUCAUGUUCUCUAAUCUUUGUAUAAAUGUGUUAAUAUUUUCUUAGUACAUGUAUUUUUGUUAUCUGCAUUGCCUUUCAGCGUAUAUUUAGAAGACCAUGUGGUAUUCCAUAAAAUGUCACUGCUGUAUUGUGGAUACAAUACACAAUGCUCAUUGAGGCUGUUCUGAGUCUCGCCGAAAUAGGGUGCAGCAAACUUCUAUGCACAUACGAACAAGUAGGCAGGCUGUUAUAGUAAUAGGGCAUUUCAGGAGUUACAAAAUGUGAUUCAGUGCCAAAUUUUGUGAACUGGAGCUUAUGUGUAUCUGAUCAUACUGAAAUAAAGUACCCUGAGCGUGUCGAACUACUGCUAAGCUGUUUUUGCCAGCAUACAAUUAUGUCGGGGUACCAUUAAAAAGACGUUACUUUUCAGAGCAGUAGAAUGAGCAUAAUUUGCUGUUUUAACAGCUCGCUUGUUGCAUAACUACUUCUAGCCUAAUGCCUGCGUUUAGCAAACCUAAGCUCUGUCUGCUCGUGUGUUACCCUACGCCCCAUGUGACCCCCAUUAUGUGUUCCAGCAUAUGCACCACGCGAGAAGUGCUUGCGCAUCACGUUCAUCACUUUGAGGAAAAAGCUUUUGUACCGUGCACCAUUUCGGCCAGCUGCAAAUCUCAACUCUACACGAAGUACACGUGUAAGCAGUGCAGUACAAACGCGCGAAAACGUGGCAAUGUUAAUUUUUGUGACAACGUCGAAACGCGGAGACAUAAAUAACACGAACAUACAGUACGACGCACUGUUCGUGUCACUUAUACGUAGCGGUGUGUCGUUGUUUUCGCAGUCAAUGACGCGAGCCUCGGCAAGCAUGCAAUCACCGAAGCCAAUAUACUGUCGACACCACACACACAGACACGCAGUUUGACAACACAAUUCCAAUGACCUACACAAUGGUGCUAGUCUUCUACGUUCCAUCAUCAAUAAAAGAUCGCUUACCCGU
This is a messenger RNA of Dermacentor andersoni, 4011 nucleotides long. Its product is annotated as putative nuclease HARBI1. The record is from RefSeq and is a predicted model, not a curated record. NCBI's taxonomy places the organism in Eukaryota, Metazoa, Arthropoda, Arachnida, Ixodida, Ixodidae.